Molecule: messenger RNA, 549 nt
Organism: Miscanthus lutarioriparius
Lineage: Eukaryota; Viridiplantae; Streptophyta; Magnoliopsida; Poales; Poaceae
Source: the annotation of a GenBank genome assembly
AUGGCGCGGGUGCCGCGGGGCAGUUGGGUGGCGAGGAGGCGGGCGCUGGACCGGCUCCGCCGCGGCAGCGCACACUCGGCGGCCAGUAGGAACCAUCCCCAGGGGUGCACGUGGACGGGCGUGCAGGAGCGGGUGCGGGGCCGGUGGGCGGCGCGGAUCCGCGUCCCGGGCACCCACACCAGGCUGUGGAUCGGCAGGUUCGAGCAGGCCCUGGAGGCGGCGCUCGCCUACGACACCGCGCUCUUCUGCUUCCACGGCCCCCACCGCCUACCCAGCCCGCGCAGGUUCAACUUCCCCGCGGCGCCGCGCCCCAAAAUCCGCGAGGACGUGCGCGCCACGCUCACCCGUGCCGACAUCAAGCGCAUCGCGGAGAGCCACGCCCGCUUCUUGGCCAACUUCUACGUCGGUACGCUGCCAGCCGUCAGCCCUGCAGCAGCUUCACCACCACCACCACCACCGGCGGUUGCGGCGGCAGAUGGUGCUGCUGCUGUUGCCAACGAAGCAACUGCUACUACUGAUGGUAGCAACGGCAACAACUGCAUGGGUUAA